AUGGCCCGCUAUUCACCUUUCCCGAUAAACCUGGACCCAGUGAAAAAGCUGCCAGUGAGGACAGCAGUAGCGGUGCUGGUCACUGUAGUGUUAUUUAAAUAUUUGUUCAGCUGUCCGUGUGUAAGUCCAGAGGAGACCGCUCUGCACUGCUGGCUUUACCUGCUGCUACCCGUUGGCAUCAUGUUUUUCAUGCUGCUGCUAAUGGACACCCAGCUUCUCAAGCUGUGCCAGUGCUUUGUGUGUAAGUGCUGUGUGCGGGGAGACAGGAGAUGCUGCAGUGCCAGGCUGGAGUGUUGCUGCUGUGCUGAUGGCUACUGUUACCGACCUGCCACCUGUGGAGAGGAGGCAUGGUACCCCUGCACUUUGAUAGGGAAACAUGUGCUCAGGGUCAUGUAUGCGGCGGGGCUGUGGGUGGUGGUGGCAUUCCUUGAUGGAGACUGGUACGUGUGUAUUCGGACAGUGGUUGUAAACGGGACAGGGGAACAACUCGCCUGCAAGGAGCUACCAACUAAAGAAGAGGCAGAAACUCUGAGAAAGUAUGACAGUGAGUCAAGGAUUAUUGGUUUAUUCUUUAUCCUGGGCUUUUCCUUCCUGCUGACAGUGAGUUCCUUUAUCAGAAUCCGUUGGAAGCCAUACUACAGGUCACUUUUUGAGGUGUACCUGGAGCAGGAGACGGUGGCUAUGCUGGAGGAAAAGUUGCACCAGCAGGCUGUGGAGAAGGCCAAAGUUCUUAGUGAACAUGUUUCACACUGUGUUCAGAAUCAGCAUGAGAACAAUGACCAGGGAGACGGACAUCACUGCCAAUACCAACUGCUCACACAGACAGAGGAAAACAUGUGGAGGACAAUAUCACAUCCAGCAUUUCACCUGCUUGGAGUAAGGAUUCAUCCCUGAACACGAGUCUAUAUAAAUCUUCACACAUCCAGAGAAUGUUGUAGAUGUUUCAUUGGAAUAAA
Trichomycterus rosablanca is the source of this 956-nucleotide messenger RNA. RefSeq lists its product as uncharacterized. NCBI's taxonomy places the organism in Eukaryota, Metazoa, Chordata, Actinopteri, Siluriformes, Trichomycteridae. Gene Ontology annotation, cellular component: plasma membrane. The coding region runs from base 1 to 894 and encodes 297 amino acids. The transcript has 2 exons. The record is from RefSeq and is a predicted model, not a curated record. Gene Ontology annotation, molecular function: monoatomic cation channel activity.